Humulus lupulus (European hop) is the source of this 1485-nucleotide messenger RNA. RefSeq lists its product as uncharacterized. NCBI's taxonomy places the organism in Eukaryota, Viridiplantae, Streptophyta, Magnoliopsida, Rosales, Cannabaceae. The record is from RefSeq and is a predicted model, not a curated record. The transcript is spliced from 4 exons. The coding region runs from base 1 to 1485 and encodes 494 amino acids.
AUGCCAUGGAGGCUUGCUUCAGUGCCUGGUCCCAGUUAUGGAAUAAAUUCUAGAAUGUUAACUUUAGUGGUGCAUCAUGGGGGCACAUGGUCAAAUAUUGAUGGGGAUAGAAAAUAUGAGGGUGGAACAAUAAAAGAUGGUAAAAGUAUUGUCAGUGAUAAAGAUGUACUGGAGAUGUUUGAUGAUAUGCGGUUAUGGGGUUAUAGUUGUGUGGAUGUGUAUGUUAGUGAUCCUUAUAUCCCUAAUGAGCAUGAAACUAGGGAGGCUGUUUAUGAGGAUGUUGCUAAUGAGGAUUAUGGUGAGGAUGAUGAUGGAUUCGAAGAUGAGGAAGAUCUAAAUAGCCUAAACAGUGAUGAUGAUGAGCCUAUUCCUAGGAGAAGUAGAAGGCAAUUUGUACCUAUUGAUGAAUGGGCUGAUUCAAAGUUUAGUGUUGGGUUGGAAUUUUCAAGUGUUGAACAGCUUAGAGAAGCUCUAAAGGAGCACUUCAUAAGCAAAGACAGAGAAUUCAAUUACCUCUUCAAUAAUCAUACAAAGUUAAAGGCUAUUUGUAAGGCCACUGGCUGUGGGUGGUCUUUGUAUGCUCGGGUCCUAAAGAGGGAUAAUUUGACAUUUCGGAUUAACACCUUGGUGGAUGAACACAACUAUGGGAUUAGGUUAAAUAGCAAGCUGGUGGAUGCACCUUGGUUGGAAAAACACUUCUUACCCCAAUUCAGAAUGAACCCAAACAUGCACUAUGCAAACUUCAAGGAACUCACUUCAAACAGUAAGUUUUCUCACACUAGUAGACACAUAUUUUAUGCUGCAAAGAAUAAGGCUCGGCUAAUGCUUGAGAGUUCUGUGGCUGAGCAAUAUGCGGUGCUUGAUGAUUAUUGCAAACAACUAAUGAAAUUGAUGCCAGGCAGUACUACCAUUAUUAAAAGCAAUAUGGUGGCUGAUAAGAGGGUGUUUGAGAGGGUCUACAUAUGCUUAAAAGCAUGUAAAGAUGGCUUUAAGUCUUGUAGGCCUUUGGUUGGCUUGGAUGGAUAUUUUUUAAAGGGGUAUUGCAAAGGGAUACUACUUGUAGUUGUUGGUAUUGAUGCUGAGAACUCUAUGUUCCCAAUUGCUUAUGCAAUAUGUGAAAAGGAAAACACUGAAACAUGGAUAUGGUUUCUGACUCUAUUGAAGGAGGAUUUGAGUGAGGUAGAUCAUAGAAAUUUUACAAUGAUCAGUGAUAGGCAGAAAGGCUUAUCAAAUGCCUUGUCCACUCUCUUUGAAGGUGCAGAGAUUAGAUUCUACGUGAGGCAUUUACAUUCUAACUUCAAGAAGGAGUUCCCCGGUCUAUUGCUAAAACAAAAAUUAUGGGCAUGUGCGCGAGCAUCAACACCUGAAGAAUUCAAGAGAAAGAUGGCUGAACUGAAGGGUGUUAAUGAGAAGGCCUUUGAUUGGCUAAUGAAGAAAAGUCCCUCUGAAUGGUCCAAAAGUCAUUUCAAGACCGAUGUUAAAUGA